AUGACGAGAUUAUUGAUCACCUUGUUAAUCCAAUUCCUCUUUCAUGUUGUCGAUGGCGGCAUGUGUUGGACUACUAUCACGAAGAAUGGCCGUUGCCAGCACCUGUACAAAACCAAAUUGUCCAAGGAAGAGUGUUGUAAGAAUGGACUCCUGACAAUGGCCUGGUCUAACCACGACGAUGCGACGCCCGCCAAACUUUUCUAUUGGGAAGCUUUCUUGGGAGGAGCGCCAUCUUGUGAAAAAUGUCACAUUACUUGCGACAGAGUGAACUGUGGAGCUGGCAAGAAGUGUGUGAACACCAAGAAGGGCCCCAAGUGUGCUUGUAGUCCCGUCUGCUCCAAGGAUAUGCUGAAGAGGAAAGUUUGUGGCACAAAUCGGAAGACGUUUAAGAAUCAGUGUCGUCUGCUCGCCUACAAUUGUCGUCAUCAUGAGAAAGUGGAGAUUGCAUAUGAAGGGAAAUGUCGCAAAUCCUGUAAAAAAGUCAAGUGCAGAGAUGGCACAUGUAUGGAAGAUCAGAAUGGCAACCCUCAUUGUAUUCCAUGCACGAAGCACUGUCCUCCGGCCACCAGCGAAGCAGAACAGAUUUGUGGGUCUGAUGGCAUCACCUAUGAAAGUAUCUGCCAGAUCCGGAAAAUUGCCUGUGAAAACGCCUUCCAGACAACUGUGCUUUACCCAGGAAAAUGCAAAGCGAACACAACAUGCGAAUCUCUUAAAUGCCCCAAAGACAGGAUAUGCUUAGUGGACGAAGAGAUCAAGCAACCAAAAUGCGUCAUGUGUCGAGAAAUCUGUGAAGAAGCAGAUAUUAAGCCACAUCCCAUGUGCGGUUCUAACAACAUCACCUAUAGCAACUUUUGUGAGAUGAGGAAAGCAGCUUGCGAGUCUGGAGUUGUGAUUCGAAUCAAACACAACGGCGUCUGUAAACAUGACAAGCAGAGUCCCAGACGACGACAUAGGAAGACGACGAAAUCUCCGCAGUGA
This is a messenger RNA of Liolophura sinensis, 978 nucleotides long. RefSeq names its product follistatin-like. Lineage: Eukaryota; Metazoa; Mollusca; Polyplacophora; Chitonida; Chitonidae. The transcript has 5 exons. Gene Ontology annotation, molecular function: extracellular matrix binding; collagen binding; protein binding. Gene Ontology annotation, biological process: anatomical structure development. The record is from RefSeq and is a predicted model, not a curated record. Bases 1 to 978 code for a protein of 325 amino acids.